AUGGAUCUAGUCUGGUCGUCUCAGCUUCUGGUCGCGCCGCCAGAUCGCGCCCCUAGAUUACCGGGCGACAAGAUCACCUUGCCGCAAUCUGCACUCGAACAGCUCCUGGCUGCCGCCCCGCUUCAAGCUGUUCCCGGCAAUAAUCGAGCGCAUACUUCGACAUUCGACCCAUUCAACCACCACACCUUCGCUGCCGAAUCGCUUGCUCGUCAGCAAGUAGAGCAACGUCAGCAGCAGCUCCCACACCCAUUGACAUUCCGAAUCGUUAACCCUCAGAAUGGUCGCUUCAUCUACGCCGGCAUCCGCGAAUUUUCGGCCGAAGAAAACGAGGUCGCACUAAGUGCACUGCUGCGGGACUCGCUUGAUAUCAAGGAUGAAGAAUUCUUAAACAUAGACGGGGAGUCACAUAUUCCCACCUCUCCGGGAAGCAACGCAGCCCCUCCGCGAGCCGGCCCCGCUGUCACCGUGCAUGCGAAGCAGUUACCCAAAGGCACAUACGUCCGUCUCCGCCCGCUGGAAGCUGGAUAUGACCCAGAAGACUGGAAGGCUUUGCUGGAAAGAUAUCUGCGGGACAAUUUCACGACUCUGACGACUGGCGAGCUUUUGACGGUGCCGGGGACGCGAAGCGAGUCCUUCAGGUUCUUGGUCGACAAAGUUUUUCCCGAAGGCGAAGGAAUCUGUGUUGUAGACACAGAUCUCGAGGUUGAUAUCGUGGCCCUAUCGGAAGAACAAGCUCGGGAAACGUUGCAGAAAAGGCUGGAAAAGUCCGCGCGCGCGCCGGGUACGAGCAGUGGCAGUUCUAUCGGUGGUGUUCUCAGCCUAGGAGAGGAUGUAACAGCCCAAGUCUUGCCUGGGGAAUGCGUGGAUUAUGAGCUUCGAGAAUGGAACCGGGAGGAUAUCAUCCAGGUCGAGGUAAACACGGAUGAUCCAGACUUAAGUAUCUUUGCUAGUCCUUUUGCCCCACGCCAGCAAGGUCGCCCAAGGGCAGAUAUGCAUGUGUGGGGUGAUUUCUCGAGCCAAUCGCCCAAGAAGUUUUUGCUUAGGCCCACGAAUGUGGCUUUGGAAGGCGCUGAGGCUCUCUAUAUCGCAGUUCAUGCCGAUUCUGCAAACGACGAAUCUUCCAAGUUGCCGGAAAAGUCGCCUUCGCAGUAUCAGAUCCGCAUUACUGUGAACCCAUCUGAUGUUUCUGAUUCAUUGGAACAGGGAGAGGAUACUCACGAGUCUGGCGAUGUGCAGUGCAAGAACUGCCUGCAAUGGGUUCCUGAGCGGACACUGGUUCUGCACGAAAACUUCUGUUUUCGUAAUAACAUUCUCUGUCCACAGUGUCAGAACGUGUUUCAAAAACGAUCUCCAGAAUGGCAAAAUCACUGGCAUUGUCCUAACGACUCCAGCCAUGGCAACGAUACGCCGAGCAAAGAAAAGCAUGACACUACUUUCCAUGAAAUCCACCAGUGUCCCGACUGUGAAUUGGCCCUCGAGGGUCUCCCAGCUCUUGCCCAGCAUCGCACUAGCGACUGCCCUGGAAAAUUGAUUCUCUGUCAAUUUUGUCACCUUCUCGUACCACAGAAAGGGGAUUCCGAUCCUGAAUUUCACGAUCCCGAGGUAAUGCUUUCUGGCCUUACACCCCAUGAACUGGUGGACGGAGGACGCACCACCGAAUGCCAUCUUUGCAACAAGAUAAUCCGACUCCGCGACAUGAACACCCACCUCCGUCAUCACGAACUAGAGCGUCUAUCUCGCCCCGCCCCUCGCAUAUGCUUAAAUCAAAAUUGUGGUCGUACCUUGAAUAAUGCAGGAAACGACUCUCUGGGUUUGUGCAACUUCUGCUUUGGACCUUUAUAUGUGGACACCCACGACCCCGAAGGUAAAGCCCUGCGCCGCCGCAUUGAACGCAAAUACCUGUCUCAGAUGAUGACUGGCUGCGGAAAGGCCUGGUGUCAAAAUGAGUACUGCAAGACCGCCAAAGAGAAAAAGCAAGAUGCCUCCAGCCCUCCGGUCACCAUGGCGGUGGCCGAUAUCAUGAAAGCGACGCGUCCGCUUGUUGAAGCUCUCAAUACUAAGCCCGAUGUGCCAAACACUGCACCCUUCUAUUUCUGUGCCGAUGAGACAAGUCAACAUCGUCGGACACUAGCUGAAUUAAUUGCUGCUGAAAGUGCGGGCCUUGAGAGCAAAGGAUAUGACCUUGCAUGGUGUAUUGCAGGAGCUGAGGCUGCAAGUGGCGAUUUGGAAAAGACGAGAGAAUGGUUGUCGAAAUGGGCUCCAACGCAAAGCUAA
This is a messenger RNA of Penicillium nucicola, 2274 nucleotides long. RefSeq names its product putative ubiquitin fusion degradation protein (Ufd1). The coding region runs from base 1 to 2274 and encodes 757 amino acids. Gene Ontology annotation, cellular component: VCP-NPL4-UFD1 AAA ATPase complex. Lineage: Eukaryota; Fungi; Ascomycota; Eurotiomycetes; Eurotiales; Aspergillaceae. Gene Ontology annotation, molecular function: polyubiquitin modification-dependent protein binding. The transcript has a single exon. The record is from RefSeq and is a predicted model, not a curated record.